Molecule: messenger RNA, 1649 nt
Organism: Mercurialis annua (annual mercury)
Lineage: Eukaryota; Viridiplantae; Streptophyta; Magnoliopsida; Malpighiales; Euphorbiaceae
Exons: 4
Coding region: 208-1479 (423 amino acids)
Source: RefSeq, a predicted model, not a curated record
CCACACAGAAACAAACCCUGAAUCAAGUCAUCUCUAAGAAUUCAAAGAAACAAAAAAUAAUUAGAAUUGAAGCGCUGUUUGUUGUCUCCCCACUGAGUACCCAAUAACCAGAGAGACUUCCUCGGGCUCCGCGCUCCCUCAAUUACCUUCACAUCCCCAUCUUUCAUCUUCCUCUUCACUCUUAUCUCAGGUUGGUUGGAUGUUGCAAUGGUGAGUAUAAGAAGAACCAAACUCAAAGGACCUCGUAGUGUAAGAAGUCCCCCAUUAGCUUCAUUUCGCAGUAUUCCACUCAAUAAUGUUCCUGAAAAUCCUGCCCGAAGUCAUAAAUCUGCCAAUGUACAGCGCAUUACCGAAAAUCCUGAGCAGAGUCGCAAGCCUGCCAAUGUACAGUGCGUUCCCGAAAAUCCCGAGCAGAGUCGCAAGCCUGCCAAUGUACAGCGUGUUCCUGAAAAUCCUGGGCAGAGUUGCAAGCCUGCCAAUGUACAGUGUGCUCCUGAAUAUCCUGGGCAGAGUUGCAAGCCUGCCAAUGUACAUCAUGUUCCUGAAAAUCCUUGGGAGAGUUGCAAGCCUGCCAAUGUACAUCAUGUUCCUGAAAAUCCUUGGCAGAGUUGCAGGCCUGCCAGUGUACAUCUUGUGCCGCCGUUGCCUUCCAACCAAGUAAUUGAAGUCGCGGAAGAAAGGGACUUGAGAGCAAGUCCACCUGCUAAGAGACAAAAAAUACAUGCCAAAAUAAACCCAGAGAAUCCCAUGGAAGUUCAUGCCUACCUAAUGAAGCUAAAGGAAGAUAAGAAGUUGGAUCUUGGGCCACUGCGAAGAAGUGAAGAGAUGCCGGUGAAAGAGUGGAUGGAAAAGUGUUAUCCCUAUAUAUUCCGAGUGUUUCCGCAGAGUCCAAAAAUGUCUUUCCAGUUUCCUAAUGAAAUAAAACAAGAUGAAUUCUUAUAUUCCCACUACUGGCUUUUUCUUUUUGAGGUACGGAACAUAGCUUUUAUGGACCAUCGUGUCUCGCCAGAUUUCGUGGAGUCGUUAGGUAAAGUGAUGAAAAAUUUGGAGACGCAAGGUUUUGACUGUCGAUUUUUGAGGUCGGAAUUGUUAGUAGUAGGGUACAUGAUGAGGAAACAGCAGGAAAUUAUGUCGGCUGAGAAGAAUAUGAUUGCCAAGAGAACUGUAAGUUUAGAAAAAGAACUGCAAGAUUUGGCAAGAAAGAAGGAAAAAGAAACAGAAUUGAAGGACAGAGGGAAGGAACUCGAAGUCGGCAAUGAUCCUGAUAUCAAAACACUAUCCGAUCAAAUGACUAAGCUGCAAAAAGGCGAACAUAAAGGAGAAAUAGCGGUCAAUAAGUCUCCAUUUGCUCCAUUAGAAGAAGAAUACGUCGAAGUAAUUCUGGAACGACAUAAAAAGAUGUUAGCAUGUAAGGAAGAGGAAGGAAAAAGACUUGAUCAAGUUCUAGACAAAAUAAAGCAAAUGUAUCAGAAUAGAUAAUAAGCUUCAUAAUCUUGUAGCAACUUCUUUCAUUUUUAUCUAUUUUUUGUAGGAUUAUCCUGUAUAGUUGUCUUCAACCUGAAAACUAGCGAUGCUGACAUGUGAACUAAUAUGUAUAAGUUAGUGAAAUUUUUUCAAUACCGCCCAUCUGCGGUGGAAAAUUUUGUUCA